AUGGGACCGGUUGAUAAACUCCAAUUGCUUAAGAAACUAUCAGCUGCAAGAGCUAACAAAUCGACUAAAGAAUUUUUAGACGAUGAGCUUGAUAAAAAUAAUGAUAAAGUGUAUGAUAUAGUUGAUAAUGAGCAGUUUGAUGAGCGAAGGAGGAGGGAAUUGUUGCAUGAUGAUUUUGUUGUUGAUGAUGACGCUAGUGGAUAUGUCGAUAAAGGUGUAGAUGAGUGGGACCGUAGACACGAAGAGUACGAAGACGCUAGUGAAAGCGAGGACGAGGGCAAGGGCAAAAAGAGUAAGAGAUCGAAGGCCUCAAUUAACGAGUUGAUUAAUAAUACUCAUAAAACUAGGUCUGUGGUUCCGCAGCUGAAAAAACCCAAGAGUGUAGCAAUUGAUGAGUUUAAUGAUAUUUUGGAGGAGUUCAGUUCCGAAGUAGCGUCGACAAAAGCCAUAACUAGUCCUUUUUUGAAGGGAACAGCUGGUAGGCGUAGAAUUGAGAAGAGGACCAGUCAAGUGGCUGAGCAUUCGUUGAGUAGUGCGAAGAAGCUGAAAAUAGCUGCAGUUGAUCGUUCAGAUCCUAUGCCAGUACUGGACUCUUCGCCGUUGAAAAGUAAGUACAAAAGCUCACGAUUGGACCCUUCUUCCGACGGCGCGGAAGCGCCUAGGGUCAAUCUGAUGGUUGAUACAAUAGAAAGCUCUCCUGUUACUUUGGAUUCGAAAUCGUCACCUGUGAAACGGGAGAAUGCAAAAGCUGAAGAUUUCUUAGAUGACGAUAGUGACGACGAAAUACAGUUUACAAGAAGACCUGUACGAAGCGUAGCUGUUAACCGGGAAGUCACAUUUCAUUCUACUUCUGCUGCUUCCCAGAUAGUUCCACCGCCCAGCGAAAAAGAAGACCAAAAGCAGUACUCUUCGCCAACAAGGGCUGCAAUGAGUGCUGUAUUUUCUUUGAAACCAUCAUAUACCAAAGAACAGUUGGUUGAUAGUGCUACAGACAGUUGUAAACUGUAUUGGUUGGACUUCACGGAACUCGACACCUCUUUAGUUCUUUUUGGCAAGAUCAAGACUGACGAUAACCAGACCAUCUCAGCUAUGGUCCAUGUUACAGGCCUCUACAGGGAACUGUACUUUCUUCCUCGAGAAGGGAAAACCGCUAUGGAUGUCCAUGAGGAAAUCAUACCGCUAUUGUUAGACAAGUAUGGCUUGGACAAUAUCCGGGCAAAGCCAGAGACGAAGAAAUACGCGUUUGAGUUGUCCAAUAUACCAAAGGAGUCCGAGUACUUGAAAGUCUUGUUGCCAUACGACACGCCUAAAUCUAAGGGUUUAGUGUUGCCUCCAGACCUUUCAGGAGAUUCUUUUAGUAAUGUGUUUGGAGGUGGUGCUAGCAUCUUUGAGAGUUUUGUGCUACAAAGAAGAAUCAUGGGGCCCUGUUGGUUAGAUAUUAAAAACGGAGAUUUCAAUGCACUUCAGAAUGCAUCACACUGUGCUGUAGAUGUUCUAGUAGCCAGCCCAACCCAGAUUAGCCCUGUUCAGCAAAGAAUUGAUGCGCCAGCGUUGAACUGCAUUUCCUUAAGCGUGCAAUCAGUUAUGAAUCCAGUGGAGAACAAGCAGGAGAUUGUCACAUUAACAAUGGCGAUAUACACUAAUCUUCCCCAGGAUAAACCAAUUACAGAGGAUUUGAAGCCUAACGAGAUCAUAACACUGGUAAGGCCUCCAAAAGGUCCUAGUUUUCCUCCAGGAAUGGCAACAUUGAGUAAGAAGGAACUGCCAAAUGUGAGGAUGUUUAACACAGAAAAGGCAGUCCUGAAUUGUUUCUGUGCUCUGAUGAAGAGAAAUGAUCCAGAUGUUAUAAUUGGUCAUAAACUGGAAAAUAUGUCUCUCGAUAUACUUUCGCACAGGGCCUACGAUCUGAAGAUUCCAACGUUUAGUGCUUUUGGGAGACGCAUUAGAAAAUCGUGGCCAGACAAGUUUGGUAAAAACAGCGCUAACAUGAUCAAUCAGUUUUAUAUCAGAAAUCUAUUUUCUGGUAGACUGCUGUGCGACAUCUCAAAUGAAAUGGGACAAUCAUUGACACCCAAAUGUCAGAGUUGGGAGUUAGGUGAAAUGUAUCAAGUUACAUGCAAUAAGGAGCACAAGUUCCUAGACGUCGAUUACAGCGAUGCCCAGUAUCAUGACAAUGCCAAUUGCUUGGUAUUGGCGUUGAAAGAAAGUGUUCAUAGUGCGGUAAUUGCUGCAGAAAUCGCUUUCCGAAUUCAGAUUCUGUCUUUGACCAAACAGCUCACAACUUUAGCGGGAAAUGCAUGGUGUCAAACCAUAGGUGGUACCAGAGCUGGUAGAAACGAAUACAUUCUGUUACAUGAAUUCUAUAGGAAUAACUACAUCCUACCUGAUAAGGAAACCAAUAAUGAAAGGGCCGAUAGACAGCGGAGGUUGAAAGCUAUGAAUAAUACCGAUGGGGAAAUUGAGCCCACAACCUCGAGCAAGAAGGCGAAAUAUCAAGGUGGUCUUGUUUUCGAGCCAGAGAAAGGUCUACACAAGAAUUACAUUUUAGUUAUGGAUUUCAAUUCCUUGUAUCCAUCUAUUAUCCAGGAAUAUAAUAUCUGUUUUACCACUGUUGACAGGAAUCCUGAGAACACGGAUGAACUACCAGAAGUACCGUCAAGUGAUAUGGCCCAGGGGGUGUUACCUAAGUUACUGGCAAACCUUGUGCAACGUCGUUAUGAAGUAAAGAAGCUUAUGAAAACCGAAACAGAUCCUCAUAGAAAGGCUGAGUGCGAUAUUAGGCAGCAAGCUUUAAAGUUAACUGCGAACUCCAUGUACGGUUGUUUGGGUUACGUUAACAGUAGGUUUUAUGCAAAACCUCUAGCAAUGUUGGUCACAAAUAAGGGUAGAGAGAUUCUGAUGAACACUAGGCAAUUGGCAGAAAGUCUAGCACUGAAGGUUGUGUACGGUGAUACCGACUCGGUUAUGAUUGAUACCGGCUGUGACAAUUAUAAAGACGCAUUCAAUAUCGGUGAAAACUUUAAGAAAUUGGUUAAUGAAAGAUACAAGCUACUAGAAAUUGAUAUCGAUAAUCUGUUCAAAAAGCUUCUAUUACAUGCUAAAAAGAAGUAUGCAGCACUCAAUGCCAGUUUCGAUAAGGCCGGGAAUGAAAGGACGAUUUUAGAAGUAAAAGGUCUGGAUAUGAGGCGUCGUGAGUACUGCCCACUCUCAAAAGAGGUUUCAACUUAUGUCCUGAAUACCAUCCUCUCCGAUAAAGACCCUGAAUCUGCCCUACAGGAAAUUUACAAUUAUAUGGAAGAUCUUAAAGCCAAGGUUGAGAACAACGAAAUAAGGGCAGACAAAUACAAAAUUAACACAAGGCUCUCGAAAGAUCCCAAGUCGUAUCCUAAUGGGAAAACUAUGCCCGCAGUUCAGGUCGCCCUUAAGAUGCGGGAGGCCGGCAAAGUUAUUAAAGCGGGAAGUGUCAUUACCUUCGUUAUAACAAAGGGCUCCGAUGACCCCGGCCAAGAUGACAGCAAUCCUGCGAGCCGGGCAUACCCCCUCCACGAAGUGAUGAAUAAGAGCAACAAUUUCGUACCAGACCCAAAGUACUACCUAGAAAAGCAGAUUUUUGCGCCCGUGGAGAGGCUGCUGGAAUCGAUUGAAAGUUUCGAUAUAGUUAGGCUAAGCACAUCGCUUGGCCUGGACAGCAGGCGCUACAUCAACCGCGUUGGAGCGGGAGGGGAACUAGAAAAUCCUGCAGAUGCGUUACAGCCUCUGGAAUCCACAAUCAGCGAUAUGGAGCGUUUUAAGGACACCUCAAAACUGCUUGUUUCUUGUCCUUCCUGCCAGAACAAAUUCCCUUUCGGCGGCAUUGUCGCUUCGAAUCACUACAUAUUUUCCUACAACGGUCUCCAGUGUAAGCACUGUAAUCACCUCUUCUCUCCUAUAGCACUGUCCUGCCAGUUGGAGCGUGCCAUCAGAACCCACAUAUCCCUUUACUACGCAGGCUGGCUCACUUGCGAUGACUCUACAUGCGGCAUCAUCACCCGUCAAAUCAGCGUCUUCGGCAAACGUUGCCUAAAUGAAGAAUGUACAGGGGUAAUAAGGUACCGCUAUAGCGACAAACAGCUUUACAACCAGCUACUAUACUUUGACUCUCUUUUCGAUAUUAACAAAAAUAAAGCUCAACUACUGCGCCCGUUAUAUCUCCCAGGAGAUCCAGACGAACCAAAAGAACCAUUAAGUUCUUCGCAGAUAGCUGCGCUGUCAGAACAAAACCGCGAGCUGUUUGAAACAAGCCAAGCCGUCGUCCAAAAAUACUUGAACCAAUGUGGUCGUCGGUAUGUUGACAUAAGAGCUAUUUUUGAUUUCAUGGUCUAA
Eremothecium sinecaudum is the source of this 4362-nucleotide messenger RNA. RefSeq names its product DNA-directed DNA polymerase alpha catalytic subunit POL1 (gene POL1). The transcript has a single exon. Gene Ontology annotation, molecular function: single-stranded DNA binding; DNA replication origin binding; DNA-directed DNA polymerase activity. Gene Ontology annotation, biological process: leading strand elongation; DNA replication; lagging strand elongation. The record is from RefSeq and is a predicted model, not a curated record. The coding region runs from base 1 to 4362 and encodes 1453 amino acids. Gene Ontology annotation, cellular component: alpha DNA polymerase:primase complex. Lineage: Eukaryota; Fungi; Ascomycota; Saccharomycetes; Saccharomycetales; Saccharomycetaceae.